GGAAGACUUUGGAGAACGGAGCGGAAACGGAAGAGGUCCCCCCGUGUUAUUGUUCCCCUGUUCUCCUCGGAAGCUGCAGCUGGAUUUGUCUUUAGUUUUAUUUGUAUUUUUGUCCUCGUGUGUUUUAGUUUAAAGCUUUUUCAGCCUGAAACUUUAUAAAGAAGUUACCCGCUGCUUGUUUCCGACACGUGGGGAGAAAUGGAGUCUGCAGUUGAUUUAAUUCAGAGGAAACAGUUCAUGAAUCAGUGAGUAAACCGGAAUCCGGUUUAGUGACUUGAGAUUAAAAUGGAUCGCGACCGGAGGAGAGACCGCCGGAGCUGGGACUGGGACAGCCCGCAGUGCCGAGCCCAGCUGGACGAGGUGUUCUUCCGCAGGCAUGACUACAUCCAGGCCGGGAGCCAGGAGCACCGGGACUUCUGGAGCUUCUUCGACCGCUUCCAGAGGUUCAAGACGAAGCGGGAGAUGGCCGGGGGGCGAAGGGAGGACGAUGGGGGCCAGGGGAAGACUGUGAAGGUAGAUCUGGGGCUUCCUAAGGAAUACGAUGCCCGGUACCGGAUCAAUGUGUCGGUUUGCACCAGGGACGUCGAGGAGCGCCUGGGGAAGUCGGAGCACCGGAGCCGGCAGAGCUCGUCGGGCCCGGGGGAGCAGGAGAUCUCGGACCUCCGCCUGGCCCUGCUCCACUUCCUGGACUUCACCCAGAGGCAGAGCUUCGGUAAACUGGCCAAGCUGCGGCGGGAGCAGAAGAACCUGCCCAUCUUCCAGUACCGGGACCGGAUCGUGGAGCUGGUGCGGAGACACCCGGUGGUCGUGGUGGCAGGAGACACCGGCUGCGGGAAGUCCACCCAAGUGCCCCAGUACCUCCUCUCGGCGGGAUUCACCCACAUCGCCUGCACGCAGCCCCGGAGGAUCGCCUGCAUCUCCCUGGCAAAGAGGGUCAGCUUCGAGAGCCUCAACCAGUACGGCUCCAAGGUGGGGUACCAAAUCCGCUUUGAGACCACCCGUACCCCGGCCACCAAACUGCUGUUCCUGACCGAGGGGCUGCUGCUCCGGCAGAUCCAGCAGGACCUGACGCUCUCUCAGCACCAGGUGGUGAUUGUGGACGAGGUCCACGAGAGACACCUCCACUGUGACUUCCUGCUCGGGGUCCUGCGCACUCUGGUGGCCGAGCGGCCGGACCUGCGUCUCAUCCUCAUGUCGGCCACCAUCAACAUCAAACUCUUCUCGGACUAUUUCAGUAGCGCUCCUGUGCUGCAGGUGCCGGGCCGGCUGUUUCCUAUACAGGUGAUAUACCAGCCCAUUCCGUCCGAGGAGCAGCCGUCCCGCUCUGAGAAACUGGAUCCCCGACCGUACCUGCGCAUCCUGCAGGGCAUCGAUCAGCGUUACCCGCCAGAGGAGCGCGGCGACCUGCUCCUCUUCCUCAGCGGUGUGGCGGAGAUCUCCACCAUCCAGGAGGCCUGUCAGGUUUACGCCACGCACACGAGUCGCUGGAUCGUCUUACCGCUGCACAGCACGCUCUCCCUGGCCCAGCAGGAUAAGGUGUUUGACAUUUCUCCUCCUGGGGUGAGAAAGUGCAUCAUCUCGACCAAUAUUGCUGAGACAUCAGUAACAAUCGAUGGGGUUCGCUUUGUUGUGGACUCAGGAAAGGUAAAAGAAAUGAGUUUUGAUCCGAAGGCCAAGAUGCAGCGUCUGCAGGAGUUCUGGAUCAGCCGAGCCAGUUCUGAGCAGAGGAAAGGUCGAGCCGGUCGCACGGGUCCAGGAGUGUGUUACCGCCUGUACGCCGAGUCCGACUACGACGCCUUUGCACCUUAUCCUGUGCCUGAAAUCCACAGGGUGGCUCUGGACUCCCUCAUUCUCCAGAUGAAGAGCAUGUCUCUUGGAGAUCCACUUUCUUUUGUCUUCAUUGAUCCACCUCCAGCUGCGAGCAUCCAGACUGCAGUUACUUAUUUGAAAGAGCAGGGGGCGCUAGACGCUCCUGGGGAAUUGACCUCUAUUGGGAAGUUGCUGGCACAGCUUCCUGUGGAUGUGGUGAUAGGGAAGAUGCUGGUCCUGGGCUCGUUGUUUAACCUCGUGGAGCCCGUGUUGACGGUAGCAGCCGCCCUCAGCGUUCAGUCACCGUUCCUGCGCAGCUCACAGCACAAUCCAGACUGCGCCACUGCCCGCCAGCCCCUGCACAGCAACCAGGGAGACCCCUUCACUCUGCUCGGUACCUUCAAUGCGUGGGUGGAGGUGAAGAAAGAGAGAGGAGGUGGCUCGAGGAAGUGGUGCAGGAGGAGAGGCCUGGAGGAGCAGCGGCUGUAUGAGAUGGUCAACCUGCGCAGGCAGUUCAAGGAAUUGCUGAGGAGCCACGGCCUCCUGGAAUCGCAGAACAGAGAUGCCUCGGCUGGGGACCGUGGACAGCGCAGGGAGAGGCUGACCGAGAGGAGGAAGCUGCACCAGAUGAAGAGAGAUCACGAGAAGCAGGAGAACGGCAAACGUAAAGUCUUGAGGCUGGAGGAGGGCCAGGACGGAGAGAUGUCCUCAGGAUCGGACACAGAGGAAAAAGGCAGAGGCAAGAAGGACAAGGAGGGAUCAGGACAGAACGUGGACAUUCAGGAAGUGAAGUUCAAGUUGCGUCACAACAUAUCCGAGCUGCAGGACGCCGUCACUGUCAGUCAGGACAUGUCCUCCCGCCAGCAGGCUUUACUCAAGCUGCUGCUCUGCCGAGGCCUCUACCCUCAGCUGGCGCUGCCCGAUGAACACAACUCCACCCGCAAGGACUCCGAGCAGGUGUUUCACACGAAGAACAAGCAGGGAGUGGUGAUCCACCCGACCAGCGUGUUUGCCAUUGACCCAGAGGUCUUACAUGUUCCCGAGGACGACAGCAGAGAAGGUCCGGAGCGUAAUGACAGCAGCAGACACCAGCUGCUGUCCUUCGUCACUCUGCUGGAGACCAACCGGCCGUAUCUGUCCAACUGCGUGCGGGUUCCCGCUCUGCAAGCUUUGCUGCUGGUUGCAAACUCUGUGGACAGUAACGCUGACUGUACGCGUCUGGUGGUGGACGGCUGGCUGGAGGUGGAGCUGAGGGAGGCAGAGGAGGCGCUGAAGGUGCUGUCCACAGCUCUUACUCACAGGGCUGAGUGGGAGCGCCUCCUGCAGGUCAAGCUGGAGCAGAACUCGGUAGAGGGAGCACUAGGCCAGGGGGUGUCCCGCAGAGUCCUGGAGAAGCUGAGCGAAGGCCUGGUCCGCUUCCUGCUCUACACGGAGGUCACUUACAGCCUACGGCGACUCGCAGCUUUCCAGAUCCAGAACCUGUACGUCGGCCCUCAGCCUGAGUCCGAGUUGUCUCAUGGCAAAGCUCCGGGUCAAAAACCGCUGUUCCCAGGAGCCGAGGCCAAGCCGCACCCGAUUAAAGGAGGCCUGCGUGUCUCCAGCUUCUUCACCUACAACUGUCUGGCUGACUCUCGGGAUCUCUACAGCGAGUGUUUACGGACUUUCUGGACUUGUCCUAACUGUGACCUCUACAUGCCUCUGACUCCACUGGAACGCAUGCAGCACGAGGCCUCCUGCAGGCCGCCAGGAGAACAGCAGCAGCAGGAGGAGGAACCAGAAGAUAAGAAACCAGGUCCUUCGUCGAUGUCCAGUCUCAAUCGAGUUUACCACUGUGACGUGUGUGAUGAAGACUUGACCCUCACCUCCACUGAGAUCCUCAAACACAAACGCCAGCACAUGUACUCCACCAAGUAGCAGGCGACUAAAAUGAACCACAACAACUCAACACAACUCGUGUCUGUUCUGUUGAGGAUGGACUGAAUCUGUGUGGUCAUCACUUAUCAAUCAUGACACGUUUGACUUUCCUUCCUUUUGUACUUGUGAAACUUUAAAUUAAAGUGUUACUACUUCCC
This is a messenger RNA of Hippoglossus stenolepis (Pacific halibut), 3881 nucleotides long. RefSeq names its product DEAH (Asp-Glu-Ala-His) box polypeptide 34 (gene dhx34). Gene Ontology annotation, molecular function: RNA binding. The coding region runs from base 286 to 3723 and encodes 1145 amino acids. Gene Ontology annotation, cellular component: intracellular anatomical structure. NCBI's taxonomy places the organism in Eukaryota, Metazoa, Chordata, Actinopteri, Pleuronectiformes, Pleuronectidae. The record is from RefSeq and is a predicted model, not a curated record. Gene Ontology annotation, biological process: nuclear-transcribed mRNA catabolic process, nonsense-mediated decay. The transcript is spliced from 16 exons.